This is a messenger RNA of Solanum pennellii, 626 nucleotides long. RefSeq lists its product as uncharacterized. The coding region runs from base 200 to 439 and encodes 79 amino acids. The transcript has 2 exons. The record is from RefSeq and is a predicted model, not a curated record. NCBI's taxonomy places the organism in Eukaryota, Viridiplantae, Streptophyta, Magnoliopsida, Solanales, Solanaceae.
UUCACCAUCACCCCCCCCCCUCCUACCUACCUAUAUAUAUUAUUACUCCUUAUCUCCCUCUCUAGUCUCUUCUUUUCAACAAACUUUAGAUCAACAAAGAAAAAACCAACAAAAAAAAAUAGAAAAAAAAGAUCUUGAUUUUUUUUUUAUUUUGUGGUGAAAAACAAAUCUUGAUAUUACAAGAUUUAAAAAAAAAAAAAUGUGUUGUUGUGGAGAUGAUUGUCAAUGUAGACCUUUAGGUUUUCUAUUAGGUCUUCCCUUUGCUUUUGUUGCUCUUCUUCUAUCCAUUGUUGGUGUUAUCAUAUGGAUUGUUGGAAUUACAUUGAGUUGUUUAUGUCCAUGCUGUAUUUGCGUAACAGUAUUGGUAGAAAUGGCUUUGGCAUUAAUUAAAGCACCCUUUUCGGUUAUGAAGUGGUUUACUGAACAAAUUCCAUGUUAAAAAAAAAAAAAUCAUGUGUAAAAAUUUAAUUUAAUUUUUUUUAUGUAUUUUUUUUCUUUCUUUUGUGAGAAAAUAAAUUAGGUUUAUUUUAAUAUUGUUGAGCUUGUUUUUUAUUUUAUUUAAUUCUUGAAAUUGAUUACUAGUAUUGUUUUUGGUAUUACUACAUAAUGUAUAUAUUUGUUGUUUA